Molecule: messenger RNA, 2816 nt
Organism: Trematomus bernacchii (emerald rockcod)
Lineage: Eukaryota; Metazoa; Chordata; Actinopteri; Perciformes; Nototheniidae
Gene: ccdc3a
Product: coiled-coil domain containing 3a
Exons: 4
Coding region: 961-1851 (296 amino acids)
Biological process (GO): negative regulation of gene expression
Cellular component (GO): extracellular region
Source: RefSeq, a predicted model, not a curated record
ACAACAACAACAGGACAGCCGGACAGUCUGUCAACCUUCAGGUGCUGCUGCUUGUGGAUCAACGUCGAGAAACAGAGCACUUCCGUGACGUCGCUCAUCAGUUGCACGUGAGGGUGGGAAAUUCCCUCCGGAGUCACCCUGUAAACAAACUGAAAACACGAGACUUACAUAAUAAUUGUAAUAUAUAUGAUUUGAAAAAACAAAUAAAGUUGACUGUAAAAUAUAAAUGAAUUGCAAAAAGCUCAUAAACAUAAGCUAAAACAAAGCCUUUAUAUGUAUGUAAUAAAUGCAUGUUGUUCAUGUCAGUGUCCAGUAGAUGGCAGUGUUUUAUAAGCUUAAAUUCAAAGCUGCAAAGAUUCACUCUGAUGUAGUUGCCUGUAGUUAAAGCAAAGUGCCAACUGGGUGUCACACAUGCACAUGAGUGUCAACCAUUAGUAUCUUUGAAAUUAUAUUUUAAAAGUAGCUUGUGUUUCAUAACUCAUUCACAUUAUUGAUAAAGGGUUACAGACUGACUGAGAGGAGGUGUUGACAGAGGAGGUGCAGAAUAAUAGAGGUGGUGCAGACUGACAGAAGAGGAAGAGCAGACUGUCAGAGGAGGUGCAUACAGAGGAGGAGCAUGCAUCGGUAACACAGGAGAAGGUUGGAGUGCAAUAUGUUUCUGCAAACUGAUCUGACCCCUUUAAGGACUCUGGGAUAGAGGAGAUGUGAGUCUGCAGGUGGUGUUAAUGGACCAAAUCACUGUGAUCGAAUUUGUUGUCGUUUUAAUUACUUUGUGAUUAGUGCUUUUGGAUCCAUGAAACCAUUACAUGUCUGGUUCCAUUUUUUAACUCUACUUCUGUAACUUGGCUGCUUGGAUGGACUGCCCUCCAGCAUGAAGUAGACACAUUACAUUUUCUUUCUCAAUUGAAGCAUCACCACCGGGUUUAGACCAGACCUGUAACCCUUCUGGAGGUCUUCAGAAUGUUUCCCAUGUCUCUCCUGCUCGCAGCGCUUGGCGUUUUUGCGCAUCUGGAAACUUUUACGCACGGCUGCCAGCUCCCCUCCGAGUGGCGGCCGCUGAGCGAGGGCUGCCGGGCUGAGCUGGCGGAGAUCAUCGUGUACGCCCGAGUCCUGGCGAUCCACCGGGAGCCCCUGGGCGGCGGGGCGGGCAGCCUGUACAACUCGCUGCCCUUCGGCUUUGGGGAUGGGUACGAGGGCGCGGAGGAAGGGCUGCUGUACUCCGCGGAGGUGGAGAUGCUGUGCGAUCAGGCCUGGGGCAGCAUGCUGGAGGUGCCCUCUGGAUCCAGGCUCAACCUUACCGGACUGGGAUAUUUGUCGUGCCAGUCCCACACCGUGAUGGAGAACAACUCCUAUUUUUUCUUCCUCAGGAUGGAUGAGAACUACAACAUCCUCCCCCAUGGUGUCAACUUCCAGGACGCCAUCUUCCCCGACACAUCCGACAACAGACGCAUGUUCUCCAGCCUCUUCCAGUUCUCCAACUGCACCCAGGGGAGCCAGCCUUUCCACACCUUCAGCCCUGAGUGGGAAAACCAGGAGGACAGCAGGCUGCUGUGCUCCUCAGUGCAGGCCGCACUCUUCGAGGAGGAGGAGCGAGGCCGCAAGAUGCAGGAGCGCCUGGAAGUGGCGGAGAGGAGGAACCGGCAGCUGAAGGAGCGCGUUCGGAAGGUGAAGCGCUCCCUGAGGAAAGCCCGCAAGGCGACACGCAAGGCCGAGCAGGAGGCAAAGGAGCUGAAGGAGAGGAUGAAGGAUGCGGAGUGGAGGGUGGGGCAUCACCUCAACUCCAUCACACCGGAGGAGCCUAGACCUGGGCGAUAUGCAAGCACGACGAUACGUAAGAGAAUGAAACUUUAGUUUUAACCUGACUCUUACUGCCUGCCACCUGGACUGAAACAUGGCCGUAGAGGACCAGAGACUGCUGGGCGGUCUCUGUGUGAGAGACAAAGAAAUAGAAACUGUCACAAAGAAAGUAAUAAUGUACGUAGAUUUUUUGUAAAGAAACGUUUUCUUAUCUCUAUUGGUUCCCUUGUUGCUAUUAUACAAAAGCGAUGUUCAUUCCUGGCUAUCACAUGUUUCCCUGGAAGAGAAUAAUUAGUUUUUUCCGUGAUUACUCUUGCAGGUGGAGCAUUACUGAUGCUCUGCUGGAUUGUACAAUUGGACACACUAGCCGCUCUGUGCUUGCUCAGGCCGUGAUCACAAACACAAAACAAAGCUGAGCAGCCUGGUCUCCGAAAAUGUUUGUUCUCAUACCACUAAACCCUGUUGUCAUUCUCGUCGGUUGAAACACAUUCUGUCUAAGAUUACAUUUGUUUAAUGUAUCACAAAUAUGUUUUUAAUUAAAGCCCAAAUGUUGUACCUAACUUCUGUAACCUGAGUAAGGUAACAAACGUGACUAUACUCCCUCAGAAUAUACAUUUCCCUUGAUACAUAAUUGGGAAUGCAGUUUAGUUGUUUAUAUUUUUUAGGAGACAGUGUUGAGCUUUGAUAGUUACAGCAGGAGAUUUUUGCAUAACUAAAUAAAAAAUCCUUAAGAUUUGGAAGUCUGGAUUUGGAAAUACUUAAUAGCAUAAAAUGUUACACAUUGAUGCAGCUUUUUGAAACAUAUGUAAGACAAUUUGCAACAACUAAACACCUGGUGAACCAAUGUUAAGCAACAUUACUUUUGAAUGAUUAAUCAACUUUCCCUGACCUACUGUGAGCAGAAAUGUAUGAAACUAGGAACAUUCAUUUAUUAUUAUUAGUUUUUUUCAAGUUUGAAACAUGAGCUUGUAUAUGGAUAUUUUUGUAUGUAUGUUUUUUGGAUAAAUAUUGAACUUGGA